UCCGUCCUACCGUAAAAAUAACACAGACGUUUGAAUGAUGUUGUUGCUCAUUUACAGGGAAUAAUAUUAUCGUUUUUGAAACUUGUUGAAUAUUUUGAGAAAUACGUGAGUAUCAGUAAUACCAUGGGGGAGCCUUACAUCAAGAAAACUCAGGACACUUUAGGAAAAAUUAUUAAAAAACCUCCGCUGACAGAGAAGCUUUUGAAGAAGCCACCAUUCCGAUUUCUUCACGAUGUUAUUUCCGAGGUUUUAAAAACAGGGUACAUGAAAGGUUUAUACACAAAAAAUGAAAUGGAUUCACAAACAGCCGGAAAGGACAAAGACAGUAAAAUGGCUUAUCUACAAAAAGCAAUUGAUGUUACUAUAAUGGUUACUGGCAUAAAUUUAGCAAUCCGUCCAUCAAAAGUAGUUGCUGGCCAUGAAGCUGAACAAACUAAUGAAUUUCUACAGGCCAUGGCUAAAGCCAUCUCAGGAAAGAUGGACAGCAAAGAAGCAGUUCAAAGAGUUUUAAAAGGAGAAAAGCCUGGUGCACCCAAAGGUGAUAAGGAAGAGUCUAAAACAAGCAGUAAAGAGGAAUCUAGCAAAGAUAAACACAGAAAUAAAGAGAAAGAUAAAAAUGACAGGCGGUCUGGCAGCAAGGAUAGAGACAGGAGUAAGGACAGGGAAAAAAGCAAAGACAGAGAGAGAGAAAAAGACCGACACAAGGAAGACAAAGAAGAGAAGAAGAGACAAAGAGGAGAGAAGAGACCGAGACAGACACAAGGAGGAUAGAGAUGGUAGGAAAGAUAGAGAAGAUCGCAAGGAUCGGGAAGAUCGAAGAGAUAGAGAUGACAGAAAAGAUAAAGACAGGCGGCAUCGAGAUCGGGAUCGUGGCAGAGAAAGACGGCACAAGAGAGAGGAAGAAGAAAUGUCUAAACAAAAUGAUGAGGAGGAUGUAGCACCUCCUCAAAAAGGAGAAGGAGGCGUAGUGAGUAAUGAGG
Molecule: messenger RNA, 980 nt
Organism: Saccoglossus kowalevskii
Lineage: Eukaryota; Metazoa; Hemichordata; Enteropneusta; Harrimaniidae
Product: TRAF3-interacting protein 1-like
Biological process (GO): regulation of microtubule cytoskeleton organization; intraciliary transport; cilium assembly
Cellular component (GO): axoneme; intraciliary transport particle B; ciliary basal body
Molecular function (GO): microtubule binding
Source: RefSeq, a predicted model, not a curated record